Messenger RNA from Lipotes vexillifer (Yangtze River dolphin), 1711 nucleotides. It is a transcript of the gene EVL, whose product is annotated as Enah/Vasp-like. Lineage: Eukaryota; Metazoa; Chordata; Mammalia; Artiodactyla; Lipotidae. The transcript has 14 exons. The record is from RefSeq and is a predicted model, not a curated record. Gene Ontology annotation, cellular component: cytoskeleton. The coding region runs from base 283 to 1542 and encodes 419 amino acids. Gene Ontology annotation, molecular function: SH3 domain binding; profilin binding; actin binding. Gene Ontology annotation, biological process: actin polymerization or depolymerization; positive regulation of actin filament polymerization; protein homotetramerization.
AGCUCCCAGCGUGGAGCCUCAGCGUUCGCUGCGUUAAUCAGACUUGCUGGAAUGAUCACGUGGUCCUCUAGCUGCCUGCCUGUCAGCUGCUGCUCGUCAGCAGCUGGCUGGCUGGAGGCUGCAGGCCCGUCUGCAGAAAGCCUUCUAGUUCAGAAUAUGGGGGGUCGGGGGGUGCAGACCCGCCUCUUUCUUCUGCACUUUGCACCAUCUGACUGAUUAACGGUUGUCCUCCGAACCAGAAAGGCUACCAGGCAGUAUAAGGAAAUUGUCUCUGACUAGGUCAUGUUUGCAUUUGAAGAAUUCAGCGAACAGAGUAUCUGCCAAGCCCGGGCUUCCGUGAUGGUCUAUGAUGACACCAGUAAGAAGUGGGUACCAAUCAAACCUGGCCAGCAGGGAUUCAGCCGGAUCAACAUCUACCACAACACUGCCAGCAACACCUUCAGAGUCGUUGGAGUCAAGCUUCAGGAUCAGCAGGUUGUGAUCAAUUAUUCAAUCGUGAAAGGGCUGAAGUAUAAUCAGGCAACGCCAACCUUCCACCAGUGGCGAGAUGCCCGCCAGGUCUAUGGUUUAAACUUUGCAAGUAAGGAAGAGGCGACCACGUUCUCCAAUGCCAUGCUGUUUGCCCUGAACAUCAUGAAUUCCCAAGAAGGAGGCUCCUCCAGCCAGCGUCAGGUGCAGAAUGGCCCGUCUCCUGAUGAGAUGGACAUCCAGAGAAGACAAGUGAUGGAGCAGCAGCGCCAGGAGUCUCUAGAGAGAAGAGCCUCAGCCACAGGACCCACCCUCCCAGCGGGGCACCCCUCCGCUGCAGCCGGCGCCCCCCUCUCGUGUAGCGGGCCUCCACCCCCACCCCCACCCCCUGUCCCGCCUCCACCCACAGGGGCCGCCCCCCCUCCCCCGCCCCCCCUGCCAGCCGGAGGAGCCCAGGGCGCCAGCCACGACGAGGGCUCCGUGUCUGGCCUGGCCGCCGCCCUGGCUGGGGCCAAGCUGAGAAGAGUCCCGCGGCCAGAAGAUGCGUCCGGAGGCUCCAGUCCCAGCGGGACCUCGAAGUCUGACGCCAGCCGGGCGAGCAGUGGGGGUGGAGGAGGAGGCCUCAUGGAAGAAAUGAACAAGCUGCUUGCCAAGAGGAGAAAAGCAGCCUCCCAGACAGACAAGCCGGCUGAUAAAAAGGAAGACGAAAGCCAAACGGAAGAGCCGAGCACCUCUCCAUCUCCGGGGACCCGAGCAGCCAGCCAGCCCCCCAACUCCUCAGAGGCUGGCCGGAAGCCCUGGGAGCGGAGCAGCUCAGCAGAGAAGCCCGUGUCCUCCUUGCUGUCCAGAACCCCGUCUGUGGCCAAGAGCCCCGAAGCUAAGAGCCCCCUUCAGUCGCAGCCUCACUCUAGGAUGAAGCCGGCGGGAAGUGUAAACGAUGUGGCCCUGGAUGCCUUAGAUUUAGACCGGAUGAAACAGGAGAUCCUCGAGGAGGUGGUCCGCGAGCUCCACAAAGUGAAGGAGGAAAUCAUCGACGCCAUCAGGCAGGAGCUGAGUGGGAUCAGCACGUCGUAGGUCGCUCAGCCCCUGACGCCGCCCGAGACCCGGUCCAGCCGAAGUCGGGGACAGCCAGGAGCCCAGCGCCCCAGGCCUCCAGCACACACGAGCGCGCACUGAAGCUAGGAUGUGCUUCGUUUAAAAGUCUUAACCUGUGAUAAAAUAUUAAAAUGAGGAAAAAAGUUCA